AUGGGAUUGCCCCAAAACAAGCUCAAGUCCAUCUCCCUCUGCCUCUUAUUUUUUAUCAGUCUUGCUCCAUUGGCUUUCUCCGAAAACUUCUUAGAGGAGCAUUUUGAAGGUGGAUGGAAAAGCAGGUGGGUCUUAUCUGAUUGGAAAAGAAACGAAGGUAAAGCCGGAACCUUUAAGCACACCGCCGGCAAAUGGCCCGGCGAUCCUGACGAUAAAGGUAUUCAAACGUAUAACGAUGCCAAGCAUUACGCGAUUUCUGCAAAGAUUCCAGAGUUUAGCAACAAAAACAGGACUCUCGUAGUCCAGUACUCAGUCAAGAUUGAACAAGACAUAGAAUGUGGUGGCGCUUACAUCAAGCUCCUCUCUGGCUAUGUCAACCAGAAGCAGUUUGGUGGCGAUACACCUUACAGUCUAAUGUUUGGACCAGAUAUAUGCGGAACACAGACGAAGAAGCUUCAUGUUAUAGUUUCAUAUCAGGGACAGAAUUAUCCAAUCAAAAAGGAUUUGCAAUGUGAAACAGACAAAUUAAACCAUUUCUACACGUUUAUUCUGCGGCCUGACGCUUCUUACAGCGUUCUUGUUGAUAAUAAAGAGAGAGAAUUUGGGAGUAUGUACACAGACUGGGACAUCCUUCCUCCAAGGAAGAUUAAGGUUAAAAAUGCAAAGAAGCCAGAGGACUGGGAUGACAGAGAGUAUAUUGAUGACCCCAACGAUGUCAAACCCGAGGGUUUCGAUUCGAUUCCUCGAGAAAUUCCAGAUCCAAAAGCUAAAGAGCCUGAGGACUGGGACGAGGAAGACAAUGGUCCCUGGGAAGCCCCAAAGAUCCCAAAUCCUGAGUACAAAGGUGCUUGGAAACCAAAGAGAAUCAAGAACCCGAACUACAAGGGAAAAUGGAAGAACCCAUGGAUUGAUAAUCCAGAAUUUGAAGAUGAUCCUGAUCUUUACGUUCUAAAGCCUAUAAGAUAUGCAGGCAUUGAAGUAUGGCAGGUGAAGGCUGGUUCAAUUUUUGACAACAUUUUGAUCUCUGAUGACCCUCAAUAUGCAAGAAGCAUCGUGGAUGACUAUUUCACACACCACAGAGAGUCUGAGAAGGAGUUACUUGCGGAAGCUGAGAAAGAGAAAAAAGCUAGAGAAGAGGAGGAGUCUCGGAGAGCAAGGGAAGAAGGAGAACGUAGACGGAAGGAGAGAGACCACCGGUAUGGAGACAGGAGGAGGCGUUACAAACGUCCUAAUCCACGUGAUUACAUGGAUGAUUACCAUGAUGAGCUGUAA
This is a messenger RNA of Microthlaspi erraticum, 1272 nucleotides long. The record is from the annotation of a GenBank genome assembly. Lineage: Eukaryota; Viridiplantae; Streptophyta; Magnoliopsida; Brassicales; Brassicaceae.